Teleopsis dalmanni is the source of this 691-nucleotide messenger RNA. Its product is annotated as zinc carboxypeptidase A 1-like. Bases 122 to 691 code for a protein of 189 amino acids. The transcript has 3 exons. Gene Ontology annotation, biological process: proteolysis. The record is from RefSeq and is a predicted model, not a curated record. Gene Ontology annotation, molecular function: zinc ion binding; metallocarboxypeptidase activity. Lineage: Eukaryota; Metazoa; Arthropoda; Insecta; Diptera; Diopsidae.
AACUGAAAAUAAAAGAGACGUCAAAAGUGUAUCACAAUCUGAGCUUAAUUUAUAUAUUUUAUAAGCAUUCUUAUUGUACCAAGUGUUAAGUGUAGAAUUUAUAUAUUUAAGGCAUAUAAAAAUGUCGCAAAAUGUCAAAAGAUUUAAUUUUAUUUUAAAUGCUGUAAUAUUUUUGCUGUUUUUAUGCAUAACGGAAAGUGAAAAUGCCGCGUUCUGUACUAAGGAUGAUAAAUGUGUGGAGCCCUACGUUAAUCAGGCUCGUUACGAUCACUACCGUAUGUACUAUGUUGAGUUAGAUAGUGAAGAGCAUGUCAAACUCUUCCAAGACCUUGAGGAGCAGAGUGACAGCUGUACUUUCUAUGGGCAUGCCUUGCGACCAAAGCAAAAGUUGACCAUUAUGGUUGCAGCUCAUAAAGUUUCAGAUUUUGCAGACUUGCUCAUGACGUACAAAGUUAAGCAUCGCGUUCUGACCUACAAUUUCCAAGAAAAGAUUGACAAGAAUAUGCUAGAGGUUAAGCCUAAAACUACAAAUUUGAAGCAUUUUGGUUGGAAACAUUAUUAUCAUCUAGAAACCAUCUAUGAAUGGUUAGAACACGUAGCAGAACAAUAUCCACAAGAUGUAACAUUGCUAAAUAUGGGUGAUAGUACCGAAGGUCUGCCGAUUAAAGGUCUAAAAUUGUUCAUUGCUUGA